AUGUCGGCGAGGUCGGUAAAUGGACGUGAUCACUCGGGAGAAUGCAUCGUCGACGAUUCGCCGAGAAACUCGCCAACGAAAAUCGCGAACGAGUGGCGUACCGAGACAAAAUCGUCGUUUCGACCACCACAGGACGACGAGGUGCAAUUAAUCGGACGUCGCAGGGAAUUGGUGAAGAAGUACCUCAACCUGCUCGUCUCAAAAGAGACCGUAGACGAAAUGAUAGCCGGCGUUCCCUUGGAAAACGACUGCUUCACGGAAUACAUCGACAACUAUUGCGACAUUAAUUUUACACCCCUAAUGGACCAUCCGGAAUACGACGAGAGCAAAUUUUUGAAGUACCCUUUGUACGCCGGCGGAGCGCGAACAUUUUACAAGGAGCAGCUAGACCGAGGCAACAUGGCCGGCCCGAAGAAGCGUCGCAACUUCAUCGAACCUUUUCGUCGAAACAGUCGCUUUACAACCCCCAUUGAGCUCGCCCUGGAAGACGCAUUUGACGAGCAUUGA
Messenger RNA from Orussus abietinus, 507 nucleotides. RefSeq lists its product as uncharacterized. NCBI's taxonomy places the organism in Eukaryota, Metazoa, Arthropoda, Insecta, Hymenoptera, Orussidae. The record is from RefSeq and is a predicted model, not a curated record. The coding region runs from base 1 to 507 and encodes 168 amino acids. The transcript is spliced from 3 exons.